AUGGAACUCAUAAUCAUUGGUUUCGGCCCAGUUGCCGGUUACAAGUACUCAAGAUGUAUACAUAACGCGGUUUUGCACGGCCAUUUGAGUCGCUAUCAUGUUAUCGAUCGAGAGUGUCAGCAGCAGCAAGUCGAGGCUCGGCUUGCCAAAUUGCCUAUACAGCCGGCGACAUGCACGUACAUCCCCGAGCUCGUCUUGCAGAACGGCCCCGACUCCGGAAUUGAAUGGAUCACCCAAAAGGGUCUGUUUACCAAAUCGGAGCUCAAGAAAAAGGUGGUUAUAAUGACGGAGCCACAGUCUCACGGUGCAUACAUCAAAUAUGCACUAGCACAAGGGUUUGACAUCUUAGUCACAAAGCCGCUGAUACUGCCAAUGAAGGAAGGCGUGCUUGAUUAUCGGGCUUUCAUGCCCAACGUGAACCGCAUUGCUGCAGCGUCAAUUGAGGCUGGUGUUAGUGCUUCAGUGUUGUGCCUUGGACGAUUGCACGAUAUCUACGAAGAGAAGGUGCGAAAGCCUGUUGCCAUGAUGAUGGAUCGUCUGCAGCACCCGAUUACGUCUGUUCACGUCAAAACCGCCUCGGGUGUAUGGAAUCUCCCUUCUGAGUUCGGUCAGCGGGAGGACCACCCCUACAAGUAUGGAUACGGCAUGCUCAUGCACGGCGCCUAUCACUACAUUGAUAAUCUGACUUGCCUUCUUCUGAUGAACAAGAAGCUCUUUCCAGAUGAGGAUUUUGUUAUCACUAUGCAAGGCUUCAAAGCCGGUCCCCUCGAUCAACAAAUGCGGACUGGCAACCUCGAAGAAUACACGACAGGGUACCGACGAGAAUUUUCCGAGCUACCGGAUGGGCUCCCCUAUGGCGAAACUGACAUUGUUGCGUCCUUCGCGAUGAAAUUUCGUUCCUCUGGCCGUGUGCUUUGCUUGGGAACAAUUGCCAUGGAACAAACCACGCCAGGGAUUCGCUCCUGGGGGCCCUUCCCAGACGUACCAUACAAUAUAAACGGCAGACUGCACUGUACCGAUGUCGACGUGAGACUUGGUACGGUUUUUUCAAUUGCUGCGAACGUCACGAAGCAGCCAAUCCAAGCCCGUCUUGGCGACACCGACAUCCGUUGCACGAAUACCGCAACUGUAGUCACAAGAGCCAACGCCCGACUUGCUCAAACACAAGGGUUCGUUCGUCAUGAGCAUUUUGAGCGCCCCUAUGGUAAUUCAUAUUCCUACUCCGCUGAAUUAGCUAUCUUCGAAAGGUGGCUUCUCGAUAAGCCAACCCAGAGCGAUUUCGCAUCCCACGUUCCCACAUGCGCCAUUCUCGAUGGACUUCUCAAGCUAGCAGCAGAUGACUGGCACGGCAAUGUCGAGAUAGACUUCAACUACCCAGCCCCUGACUGGCCAGCACUUUUCGAGGAUGACGACCCUUGGUACGGCUACAUGGGCGACGCUGUCGCGUUCUCCUCCGAGCACGGACAAGGCAAGCCGAUCGUCAAAAACGGCGCAAACCGCGUAAAUGGUGUCAAUGGUGUCAAUGGUGUCAAUGGUGUCAAUGGUGUCAAUGGUGUCAAUGGUGUCAAUGGUGUCAAUGGUGUCAAUGGUGUAAAUGGCACAAAUCACAAGUAG
Truncatella angustata is the source of this 1614-nucleotide messenger RNA. RefSeq lists its product as uncharacterized. The transcript has a single exon. The record is from RefSeq and is a predicted model, not a curated record. Lineage: Eukaryota; Fungi; Ascomycota; Sordariomycetes; Amphisphaeriales; Sporocadaceae. Bases 1 to 1614 code for a protein of 537 amino acids.